This is a messenger RNA of Psilocybe cubensis, 660 nucleotides long. RefSeq lists its product as uncharacterized. Lineage: Eukaryota; Fungi; Basidiomycota; Agaricomycetes; Agaricales; Agrocybaceae. The transcript has 5 exons. The coding region runs from base 1 to 660 and encodes 219 amino acids. The record is from RefSeq and is a predicted model, not a curated record.
AUGACCUUGAUCUUUGUCAACCAGGCCGGAGACGGUGGUGGGGGUACACAACUUCAAUUUUACGAGGCUGGCGACGCCUUUUGGAAGGACCUACGAUAUAUACCCUUGCUUCUAACCGGAAUUUUCUCCUUCUCCCAGUUGACGCACGCUGUGUGCAGCCGUUUCAAGCCAUUAGCUCCAGCCAGAUUCCAUGUCACCAUUCUCUGUUCCAUUCUUGCAAUAUACGCUUACCGCGAUAUCUGGCCCCUGGCAAACUAUGGCUCAGUUCCAAAAGAUCAAGCGGAAGGGAAUAUCCUCUGGGUUAAGAUUGCGCUUCUUGUCGUCACAGGAGUGAUCAUUCCUUUGUUCAUACCCCAUCCAUAUGUUCCAGUGGACCCUAAGAAUCCUUCUCCUGUUCCCAACCCCGAGCAAACUGCUUCAUGGAUCUCAGCAUUAACAUAUACAUACGCGGACCCUAUUAUCAUUUUGGCAAACAAGGUCGCUCAUCUUCGACACGACCAGUUGCCACCGCUAUCCGAUUACGACUUUGCUCAGUAUCUUUCGGAAAGCGCUGCCAAGUAUGUCGACCCUUUCGCUGGAGCAAAACGUCGCCAUUUGUUUUUUGGCUUGUUAAGCUUUUUCCGUGAGUUUGAGGCAAAUCCUUUCAGUGAACUCUUAUAG